Messenger RNA from Paramisgurnus dabryanus, 2328 nucleotides. RefSeq names its product glycine receptor, alpha 4a (gene glra4a). The record is from RefSeq and is a predicted model, not a curated record. Gene Ontology annotation, molecular function: transmitter-gated monoatomic ion channel activity; glycine binding; transmembrane signaling receptor activity. NCBI's taxonomy places the organism in Eukaryota, Metazoa, Chordata, Actinopteri, Cypriniformes, Cobitidae. Gene Ontology annotation, cellular component: plasma membrane. Gene Ontology annotation, biological process: monoatomic ion transmembrane transport.
AAAAAGAGGGGGAAAGAAAGAGAAAGCACAUACUCUCUUCAAAACACACAACCAGACACACAUGCUUUCUCUCUCGCACCUAUUCUCACUGGCAUCUGAAGGGUGGUUUUUGGAUUUUUCAGCCUGAACAAGUAAGGAAGACGGCAAAAGAAGUUUCCUCAGACAGGUUCGGAUCACUCUCCAAGACAAUGCGUUACUGUCGAGUUUCCCCAGCUCUUCUUUGGAUUUGGUAAUUCUGUAGACUAUAAGUUCUUCAGACGGUCUGAGAGAGACGGACUGAGCAAGAGAAUGCUCCCUCAGGUCAUAAGGAUUUUAUAUGUAUUGUCCUUUUUCUUUUUCCAAGGAGGAUUUAUCAGACUGGGCUCCUGUAAAGAGGAGAUAAAGUCCUCCAGCAGACCAGCCUCAAAGCCUAUGUCUCCAUCCGACUUUCUGGAUAAACUGAUGGGAAGAACCUCCGGCUAUGACGCUCGCAUCAGACCUAACUUCAAAGGUGUGACACAAAGACCAGCAGUAAAUGUCACCUGCAAUAUUUUCAUCAACAGCUUUGGGUCCAUUACUGAAACAACUAUGGAUUACAGGCUUAACGUUUUUCUACGGCAACAGUGGAAUGACCCUCGACUGGCCUACAGUGAAUAUCCUGAUGCAUCUCUAGACCUGGACCCAUCUAUGCUGGACUCCAUAUGGAAACCUGAUCUGUUCUUUGCUAAUGAGAAAGGUGCAAACUUCCAUGAGGUCACAACAGACAACAAGCUGCUGAGGAUCUUUCAGAAUGGGAAUGUACUAUACAGCAUUAGGCUAACUCUCAUCUUAUCCUGUCCCAUGGACUUAAAGAAUUUCCCAAUGGACAUUCAGACCUGUACCAUGCAGCUAGAAAGCUUUGGCUACACCAUGAAUGAUCUGAUCUUCGAGUGGCUUUCUGAUAGCCCUGUGCAGGUCGCGGAUGAUUUGACACUUCCCCAGUUUGUACUAAAGGACGAAAUGGAUCUUGGCUAUUGUACCAAACACUACAACACAGGUAAAUUCACCUGUAUUGAGGUGAAGUUUCACUUAGAGAGACAAAUGGGCUACUAUCUCAUUCAGAUGUACAUCCCCAGCCUGCUGAUUGUCAUCCUAUCUUGGGUGUCCUUCUGGAUCAACAUGGAUGCUGCCCCUGCUCGGGUAGGCUUGGGUAUUACCACUGUGCUGACCAUGACCACCCAGAGCUCAGGCUCACGAGCCUCUCUACCCAAGGUGUCGUACGUGAAGGCUAUUGACAUUUGGAUGGCCGUUUGUCUGCUGUUCGUCUUCGCGGCACUGUUGGAGUACGCAGCGGUCAACUUUGUCUCAAGGCAACAUAAGGAGUUCAUAAGGCUCCGUAAGAAACAACGAAGACAGAGAAUAGAGGAGGAGUUUGUCCGGGAAAGCCGUGGCUUUUAUUUCCGUGGGUACGGACUGGGCCAUUGCUUACAAGCCAAAGAUGGAACGGCUGUGGAGGGGUCCAGCGUAUUCACCCCACCACCCCCCGUGCAAGUGCUAUACGAUGGAGAAGCGGUCCGGAAGCGUUUCGUGGACCGAGCCAAGCGAAUCGAUACCAUAUCUAGAGCCGUGUUCCCUCUCAGCUUCCUCAUAUUUAACGUCUUCUACUGGAUCACUUACAAAGUACUGCGACACGAGGAUAUUCAUACCGGCCUGUAAUGGGUCCAUCUUUCCAGCUUACACCAGUUAUUCUUCUUUACUGCUUCUUUUCCUGUAUCUCCUUUAUCUUUUAACCAAAAGCGGCUGUCAUAUUCACACUAGAAGUGUAUUUCCGAGGUAUUUUCGCUCCAAAAAUGCCAUUGAUGCUAAAACCAUGUGCUCAGGUGUGACUUCUGGAUUUCAAAAAGUACAAAAGUGCCCACUCAGAGUGACAAAGGGGGCUCCUAAAUGCAAAUGCUGCUGUCGGUGGCCUGGCUCUCUUCUCUGAUAACUUCAUUCAAGUGGAUUGCACUAAUUGCCAGAGCUAUUUUCUUCACUUCAUCAGCUCCAUUUGAGUUAUCGGCUGAAAGAUUUGUGUUGUUGUUUGGGAUAGAAAACACUGACUUGAAUUUUACCAUGAAUGUUUUUAAAAACCUGAGAACAAAUGUGUUUUUUACACCUUAAAAUGCAAAACUAAUGGGCUGUGAGGGGGGUUUGGGAUUUACUAUUCAUGGGCACAGUUACAGGGAAUAGUAUACUGUUUUACUAAUAUAAUGAGAUUAUAAAUAUAUAUAUGACUGUAUAAAGUGUACAUAAUAUGCAGAAAUGUUUGAAGACUGCAAACAGCACAAAUGUGUAUUUCUUUUUUGUCUUAUGAAUUUGAAUAAACGGAUA